Elaeis guineensis (African oil palm) is the source of this 1597-nucleotide messenger RNA. RefSeq lists its product as uncharacterized. The record is from RefSeq and is a predicted model, not a curated record. Lineage: Eukaryota; Viridiplantae; Streptophyta; Magnoliopsida; Arecales; Arecaceae. Gene Ontology annotation, biological process: tRNA methylation.
AUGGAGAGUCCUUCGUACCGAGAGUCUGAAUCUUGUCUUUCCUCCCCUCCUCGGCGGCGCCGGACGACGGCCGCGGUGGCGGCGGCGGAGGUGCAGUAGGAGAGGCAAGUAUGGAGAGGCGAUGCCAGUUCUGGGUCCCCAACAAGCGCCGCCUCUGCGCCAACGCUCCUCUUCCUUCUUCCCAGUUCUGCGGUAAUCACAAUCCCUCUGCCGGAGCUUCCCGGGUGCCUUGCCCCAUCGAUCCGUCCCACUCCGUGCUUCACGAGAACCUGGAAUCCCACAUCAAAAGAUGCCCUUUCAGGAAACAGGCGCAAGCCUUGGAGUCCCAGCCCUACUACUCCAAAGGCAUCAACAGUGGCGGUGGCGCCGGUGACUUGGAAGAGGAGAACGUGGGCUCUGCCGCGAAGAGGAGGGCUAUCUUUAAGCUGUCUGUGACGGAGUUCCAUGAUCUUGUGAAGAAGAUCAAGUCCAUACAUUCCGCCAUUGUCGAGGGACUGAAAGAUUCGUAUGUCAUGCCGGACACCUGCGAUAAAUGGUUGAAGCAGCAGGUGGACAGGAGAUUGCCGUAUCAGAAGAAGCAUGUCUUGCAGCAGGCGUCGAUUCUGGGGAACAUGGAAGAGCUUGGAAUCCUGAGAAAGCCAGCAAAGGAGUCACAUGAUGUGGUUUGCGGGGAAUGCGAGAUAAGUGAUGGUUUGCAUCGCGAGGAACAUGAGGUCCCUGCAGUUGUUGAGUUUGGAGCUGGGAGGGGAUAUUUGACUCACAUGCUUGCAGAUUGUUAUGGGAUAAGCAAGGUGUUUCUAGUUGAACGCAGGUCCUACAAGCUCAAGGCUGAUCGAACUCUGCGGCAAAGCCAAAGCAUAAUUUUAGAGCGUUUGAGAAUUGACAUAGAGGAUUUGAACUUGCAUGCAGUAGAAUCUUUGAGAGGCCUACCAUACUUGGCCAUUGGAAAGCAUCUCUGUGGACCAGCAACAGAUCUGACCAUGAGGUGUUGUCUCACUGCACAAUACAAUCAAAAUAAGGGAAGGUUCUCAAGUAAUUCUUUUCUGCGAGGCGUUGUCCUAGCAACAUGCUGCCACCAUCUUUGCCAGUGGAAGCACUAUUCAAAUACAAAAUUUCUGAUGGGUCUGGGGAUCACAAAGGAGGACUUUCAUGCGAUGACAUGGUUUAGCAGCUGGGCCGUAGAUGCUGAUCAUAGCUAUGAGCUUUCUAACAUCGUUGAUGGACCAUGUCUAAACAACAGUGAGCUAAAAGAACCUGAUAUUGAGGGCAGAGGUGUUGAAGAAGCUAUACAAAAUAUGCCCGCUGUGGAAAGAGCCAUCUUGGGUUUUAUGUGCAAAGAGAUAAUCGAUACUGGGAGGUUGUUGUGGCUGAGAGAACAUGGGUUGGAUGCACAGCUUGUAAAGUAUGUCUCAUCAAAUAUUUCUCCCGAAAAUCACUUGUUAGUUGCUAAAAGUAGGUUUAAAUCAUAAACACUUUCUCAAGCAGUUUUGUUGUCUGGUGAAAAUUCAAAUAUUGAUAGUUUCUUAGAGCAAUGUAUCUGGCGUAUAUUCUUUAGUAAGGUGGGUUUAAGCUUGUUUCUUUUGAGGCAUUUGAUUCA